This is a messenger RNA of Sceloporus undulatus (fence lizard), 1061 nucleotides long. It is a transcript of the gene RBP4, whose product is annotated as retinol binding protein 4. Gene Ontology annotation, biological process: retinol transport. The record is from RefSeq and is a predicted model, not a curated record. Lineage: Eukaryota; Metazoa; Chordata; Lepidosauria; Squamata; Phrynosomatidae. Gene Ontology annotation, molecular function: retinol transmembrane transporter activity; retinol binding. Bases 172 to 774 code for a protein of 200 amino acids. The transcript is spliced from 6 exons.
UUUCAUAAGAACCGCUUUCCCACCUUCCACCCACCCAGUGCUAUAAAACCCAUACUCAGCCUCCCCUCCCAUGUGUAGCUGAGCUUGGCUGUUGGGGAUUCCAGUGUUCCUCGACUGAUAAGUAUCUGCUGCUGUUUUUUGAAUCUCCACUCUUUGGUGCAGAAGAGCACAAUGGGAAGUGCAAGGAAACUCCUUGCUUGGCUGGUGUUGGUGGCCUUGGCAUUGUUGAACAGCAGAUGCCAAGCACAACGUGACUGUCAAGUGAGCAAUUUCAGAGUCCAGGAAAACUUCGACAAACACCGAUAUGCUGGCGUUUGGUAUGCUGUGGCCAAGAAGGACCCUGAAGGACUGUUUCUUCAGGACAAUGUGAUAGCCGAGUUUUUUGUGGAUAAAAAUGGGAAGAUGACUGCUACUGCCAGGGGACGAGUAGUGCUUUUCGAUAACUGGGAGCUAUGUGCUGACAUGGUUGGCACCUUCACAGAUACAGCGGAUCCUGCCAAGUUUAAAAUGAAAUAUUGGGGCUUAUCGUCCUAUCUCCAGAAGGGAAAUGAUGAUCACUGGGUAAUAGCCACAGAUUAUGACAACUACGCUCUACAUUACUCAUGCCGUUUGCUCAACGAAGAUGGCACAUGUGCUGACAGCUACUCUUUUGUGUUCUCCCGGAACCCGAAUGGGCUGUAUCCAGAUGCACAAAGAAUUGUCCGACAAAAGCAAACAGAGCUUUGCUUAGAAAGACAGUACAGGGUUAUUGUUCAUGAUGGAUAUUGCUCUUAAGAAGAACUCUAUGGGAGCCAUCAUAUAGCUGUAAAAUGUAUAAACUGUAUGGUAGGAAGUCCUUCAAGUGGAUUCAUUUAGAUUUUGAAUAUAUUUAUCUGAACUGUGCCAUUUAUCCUGCCAGCAAGUAAGUGGAUGUUAAUAAAUGGAGAUUAAUGGAAUGGCAUACUGCUUGCUUUGCAAACACAUUGCCGGUGUUGAAUUUCAAUUCAUAGUCUGUUAUCUGACACACUAUACGUUUUUGAAUAUGAAAGUGUGCAUCUUAUUAAAAGUCUACAAACCUUUAA